AUGAAUUCCAGUGAAUCGAUGUACCAGGCUGUCAACAAUACCGUAGAUGAGUACAAACUUUCGAGUUAUACAAUAAUUAUCACCACCGUCUUUUACGUUAUAAUUUUCACACUCGGCGUGAUUGGUAACGUGUUAAUUCUAUUCGUUGUAUGCUGCAACAAAGACAUGGGCAACUCUACCAACUAUUUCUUGGUGAAUCUCAGCGUGGCCGAUUUACUUGUGUUGGUUUUCUGUAUGCCGGUAGCCUUGCUGGAGACGUAUAUCAUACGACCCUGGCUGCUAGGUGAAGUAAUGUGUAAACUGGUACCUUUCCUGGAAUACUCUGCUUCUCAGGCGUCCAUACUGACCCUGGUAGCUGUGGCUAUUGAACGGUUCGUUGCCAUAUGCUAUCCACUGAAGGCACAAUACACCAUUACACCAAAGAAGACAGUACGGAUAUGUGUGCUAAUAUGGCUGAUUGCGUGUGGAGCUAGUAUCCCGUAUAUACUCAUGGCGCAACACAUCUUAUAUGACGUCACGGAAAAUGGCGACGAGUUGUUUAAUUGUGGAACUUACAACGUUUCCCCACUUGCAGAAAUAUACGUCAUUUCCUGCGCUGUGAUAUUCUUCUGGCUUCCAUUGUUCGUACUGAUUGGUCUAUAUUUGAGAGUUGCAUUUGAGUUAAAUAAGAAGAUGCCGUCUUAUAGCAGUAUUGGAGUACGAUUUGCCAAGGUGUCGUCAAAAACAAACGAGGAAUAUACCAUGCAUUCAUACGCUUUGAUUCGGGAUAAUGGUACACCAGAAAAAAAAGUCCGCAACACUAACAGACAAUGUGCAAUGAAUUCAUUUUAUACACAGAUGCAAAUUCGAAAACGCGUUGUGCAUAUGCUAAUUAUUGUUGUGGUAUUUUUCUUCGUCUGCCUACUACCUCAGCGUGUCGUCAGCUUAUGGUUCAAAUAUGGUUCCACUGAGCAGCACAUGUCACUUGGCGUUGACGGUGUAUACACACUUGUCAUUAUUUGCCGCAUUCUAACUUAUGUGAACUCAUCUUUAAACCCCAUGGUUUACAAUAUCAUGUCAACUAAGUUCAGAAAACAAUUUGUAAAAGUUAUUAAAUUCAAGCGAUUUACAGGCAGACGAGAGACGUCAUUAUCGACGCAAGAUUUUAAAGAUUUCAAGCUAUGUGAAUUACAAAUUGUGGUUACUUGGUUAGAUAUAACGACAACACAAUAUCAGCAUUAUCCAAGUAAACUGGUACCUUUCCUGGAAUACUCUGCUUCUCAGGCAUCCAUACUGACUCUGGUAGCUGUGGCUAUUGAACGGUUCGUUGCCAUAUGCUAUCCACUGAAGGCACAAUACACCAUUACACCAAAGAAGACAGUACGGAUAUGUGGGCUAAUAUGGCUGAUUGCGUGUGGAGCUAGUAUUCCGUAUCUAUUCAUGGCGCAGCAUACCACUUAUGACAUCACUGAAAAUGGUGACGAGCUGUAUGAAUGUGGAACGUACAACGAUUCUCUCCCUGCUGAGAUAUACGUCGUUUCCUGCGCUGUGAUAUUCUUCUUGUUGCCAUUGUUUGUACUGGUCGGUCUAUAUUUAAGAGUGUCACUUGCGCUGAAUAAGAAGAUGCCUGCCCAGUGCAACAACAGAGUAGUGUUCAACAAGAAAACACAGGAGGCGGCGGACGAGGAAUACUCCAUGGAAAUUUACGGAGGUACAUCACACGACGGCGACAGUGGCAAUCCACCAGAAUAUACCCCCCUCAGAGUUACAUCAAGACAACGCGCACCUGAUCCAUUCCGCGCUCAAAUGAAAAUGCGUAAGCGCGUCGUCUACAUGCUGAUAGUUGUUGUAGCCUUAUUCUUCAUCUGUCUACUUCCACAACGCGUCGUCAGCUUGUGGUUCAAAUACGGUUCCGCGGAACAACAGAUGUCACUCGGUGUUGAGGGCGUGUACACUCUUGUUAUUAUCUGCCGUAUUUUCACCUACAUGAACUCAUCCAUAAACCCAAUAAUAUAUAACAUCAUGUCCACCAAGUUUCGAACGGCAUUCUUACGGGCUCUUGGCAUCAAAAAGAUUCGCAAAAGACAAGACACGACCUCAUCUCACAAUUCUUCUUUUGCAACAACAAGGUUAAACUCCGUGCAAGCAAGUAGCAUGGUCUAG
This is a messenger RNA of Saccoglossus kowalevskii, 2142 nucleotides long. Its product is annotated as QRFP-like peptide receptor. NCBI's taxonomy places the organism in Eukaryota, Metazoa, Hemichordata, Enteropneusta, Harrimaniidae. The record is from RefSeq and is a predicted model, not a curated record. Gene Ontology annotation, biological process: G protein-coupled receptor signaling pathway. Gene Ontology annotation, cellular component: plasma membrane. Gene Ontology annotation, molecular function: G protein-coupled receptor activity.